AUGGCACAAGACAGUAUCCGCGAUAUCUACAGCGAGUUGGGAGACAAUGAGAUUCGUGUCAUGCAUCUGUGGCCGGGUCACGGUAAAGGCAACAUCUACGUGGAGCUAUCGAAGGAAAAACUGGACGAUCAUCUAAAGUUUGAAGCGCUGUCGUGGCAAUGGGGCAAAAAGGGAGAAAAGGAUAAUGGAUUCCAGAUCCAUAUUCGGAACAAGCUCCAGAGUGAGACCGACAGCCCCUUUCGCCCGUGCCCUGUCAGACCCAACUUUUGGUGGGCACUGAAGCGCAUCCAGAAACCAGAGAGAGAGGUCGUCCUUUGGGCGGACGCCAUCUGCAUCAAUCAGGAGGAGGGAGCAGAUGGUGAAAACUCGGAGAAGAGUACGCAAAUUUCCAUGAUGACUGAGAUCUAUGGAAAGGCCGAAAGGGUCAUUGUUUGGCUCGGGGAGCCUGAGCAGGGCGAGAACACCGACAUCACCAAUACUGAAGUAGAGCAUGCGGUCAGGUAUGUGGAGCAGCUCGGAAACCUCGAUGAUCUAAACCACAUUGCAAGCAUGCAUUGCGGGAUCUUCGACAAGGCUGGUUUACAUGACCUGGAGCCUGUGUUCAAGCUUUUCAGACGCGGAUGGUUCAGUCGCCGCUGGAUUGUCCAGGAGAUUUCCGUGGCCCGGAAGGCUAUACUCUUGUGCGGUGAGGAGAAACUCAGUUGGGAGAAGUUUGCCCACUCUGUGGCACUUCUGGAGAGAGUCGGUCGGGAUGGUACCAUCAACAGGAUGUUAAAGAUGCGGCCAGGCACACGCCAUGUUUCGAACUACGCGGGUAAUAUCUCGGCCCUCCCCGCGUACCGACUGGUCCAAAACGCUUCCGAACUGAGACAAGAACGACAAGGAGUUUGGAGAAAAGAGCGCACCCUUGAGCAACUCGUCUGCUUUCUCGCCGCAUUCAAGGCCAGUCGAUCGCAGGAUACAAUUUACGCCGUCCUGGGUCUGGCGUCUGACUUUGAGCCUGUCACUACCGGCAAUGAGGCAAAGUGCGAGAAUCGAGAGAGUUUUGUCGUCGACUACACUCGUACACCCUUGCAGGUCUUUGGCCAGUUUCUCAAGGUUACAGUUGCCAAGUCAAAGUCCGUGGACAUCCUCUGCAGGCCAUGGGCCCCAUUCAAACAAUUUUGUGAAAACGACGAAGUCGAGAAGAUCAAACUGCCGUCGUGGAUUCCAAGCCUCGCUCGCAAACCUUACCAGCCCGACCAGAAUGGGAAGAUGUACCGCUACAAUGCAGAUCCCCUUGUCGGGGCGGCCAUCCCACGACUCAAGUUCUUCACAGCAUCUGGUCCAGAACCCGUGGAGGGGACAGAUUUCUUCAAUCUCAACAUUGAGGAUGAAAAGUGUCCCAAGAUCACGCUGAAAGUGUUCCACGUGGGCACCAUCGAAGAGAUCUGGGACUCGGCAGUCUUUGGCAACAUACCCGCCUCGUGGCUGAGAGCCGCAAAGUGGGAGGAUGAGGAUAAGCUGCCGCCCGACGAGGUUUGGAGGACCAUGGUGGCAAACCGGACCAAUCAGGGCAACCAUCCCGAGCCAUGGUAUCCUAGGGCCUUUCACUCGGCUGUCCGGGAGAAAGGCAUCCGCCAUGGCAUCAACACUCACCAACUCAUCCAUGAGAAGGACAACGCUGCGUAUUCCGAGGUCUUCCGUCGUGUGCAAGCGGUUGUCUGGAACAGAAAGCUGAUCAAGAUGAAGAAGGAGGACAAAGCCAAUCUCUCAUGGUGCCCCCUCGGCCUGGCCCCAGAAGGAGCCAAGGAAGGCCACAAGAUCUACAUUGCGCUUGGUUGUAGCGUUCCCAUUGUCAUUUCGGAAAAGUCAGUCAACCAGAGGCAACCUGAUCCAGGAAAUCCAUCAAGAAAUCCAUCCACGCAACAUACUCUUAUCGGAGAGUGUUAUGUGGACGGUAUGAUGGAUGGCCAUGCUGCAAAGAUGGCCAAAUGGACGGAUCUAACGAUUGUGUAA
Fusarium vanettenii 77-13-4 is the source of this 1998-nucleotide messenger RNA. RefSeq lists its product as uncharacterized. The coding region runs from base 1 to 1998 and encodes 665 amino acids. NCBI's taxonomy places the organism in Eukaryota, Fungi, Ascomycota, Sordariomycetes, Hypocreales, Nectriaceae. The transcript is spliced from 2 exons. The record is from RefSeq and is a predicted model, not a curated record.